Messenger RNA from Pseudomyrmex gracilis, 2651 nucleotides. RefSeq names its product ankyrin-1-like. The record is from RefSeq and is a predicted model, not a curated record. Bases 366 to 2261 code for a protein of 631 amino acids. The transcript has 8 exons. Lineage: Eukaryota; Metazoa; Arthropoda; Insecta; Hymenoptera; Formicidae. Gene Ontology annotation, molecular function: protein binding.
UGGCAGUACUAGUGGCUCAUAUAAUCAUGGCUGCAUAGGCUUCAACUUUUUUCGACAACGCUCCCUCCUUUAUCUCCAUCUCUCCAUGAUGGAAAACCAAAACUAAAACUUAAACAGAGAAACAACAUAGAAGAGAGAUUUUAGACAAAAACAGAUGCAAACUGAGCACUAUUUUUACCAUGGACUAUAUUGGUACAAGCGAUAGGUUAAUAUGUGCAGUUCGUGAAGGAAACCUAGAAAGAACAAGGGAGUAACUUACUUAUCUUGGACUAUCUUAUUCACAAGAAUGGUCAGAAGGAUAUGAUUUACUUUGUGAUGCUAUUGAGAAGAAGCAUACAGAAUUUAUUAUUACACUACUUUUAACAAUGAGUUGUAAUGUUAACAGAGACACUGACGAAUCUUAUGAUACUUUACUUCAUUUAGCUGCUAUAAAUGGUGACAUAGAAAUUGUUAAGAUGCUUCUAAACAGACGUGCUAACAUUAAUACUGAAGAUCACUUUGGCAGAACUCCGCUUCACAAUGCAAUUGAAAAUAAGGAUAUAGAACUUGCUGAAUUACUUUUAGAUUAUGGAGCUACCGUUAAUGCCAGUGACAGUUUAGGUUUUACACCACUGUGUCUCGCUGUUCACCAACAACAUGUACGUGGUGUUAAGAUGCUGUUGGACAGAGGUGCUAACGUUAAUUAUUCAAAUUGGUGGCCUUGCACAACUCUGCUUCACUAUGCGAUGGAAACUAAGCAAAUAGAAAUUGCUCAAUUACUAUUAAAUCAUGGAGCUAACAUUAAUGCUAGUGGAAAGUCAGGUUUUACACCACUGUGUCUUGCUGUUCGACAAGGACAUGUAGAUGGUGCUAAGAUGCUGUUGGACAGAGGUGCUAACGUUAAUGCUAAAUCUGUGUUUGGCAGAACUCCGCUUCACGAUGCGAUGGAUAAUAAGGAAAUAGAAGUUGCUGAAUUACUUUUAAAUAAUGGAGCUAACGUUAAUGCCAGUGAUAUGUUAGGUGUUACACCAAUGUGUAUCGCUAUUCAAAUAAGACAUGUAAGUGGUGUUCAGAUGCUUUUGGACAGAGGUGCUAACGUUAAUGCUGAAAAUCGGAAUGGCCGAACUCCGCUUCACUAUGCGAUUGCAAAUAAGGAAAUAGAAAUUGCUGAAUUACUUUUAAAUUAUGGAGCUACCGUUAAUGCCAGUGACAGUUUAGGUUUUACACCACUGUGUCUCGCUGUUCACCAACGACAUGUAGAUGGUGUUAAGAUGCUGUUGGACAGAGGUGCUAACGUUAAUCAUCAAAAUAAGAAGUUUGGCUCAACUCCGCUUUAUGAUGCGAUGGAAAACAAGGAAAUAAAAAUUGCGGAAUUACUAUUAAAUCAUGGAGCUAACGUCAAUGCCAGGCCUAAGUCAGGUUUUACACCACUGUGUCUUGCUGUUCAACGAGGACAUGUAGAUGGUGUUAAGAUGCUGUUGGACAGAGGUGCUAACGUUAAUCAUCAAAAUCAUUGGUCUAGCAAAACUCCGCUUCACUAUGCGAUUGAAAAUAAGGAAAUAGAAAUUGCUGAAUUAUUAUUAAAUCAUGGAGCUAACGUUAAUGCCAGUGAUAAGACAGGUGUUACACCACUGUGUCUUGCUGUUAAAAAAGGAAAUGUAGAAGUUGUUGCGAUGUUGUUAGACAGAGGUGCUAACAUUAAUGCUAUAUCAUAUAACUAUUAUUAUGACUCUUAUUGUCGCAUUUCUUGUAAAGAAAUUGCUGACUUUCUUACACAGCAUAUAGUUAAGAUAAAAGCUGCAAAUUUAUCCGUAAGUGACCAAUUAUUAUUAAUGUGCAGCAAUUAUGAAAUAAGAGAUUUACAGGAUAAAUGUGAAAAAGAAGUAGCAAUCAUGAAGAAUGAGAAAAUUAGUAAUACUAACAUAUCAGUUUACGAUAUCUUGAUAAAAGCUACAAAUCGAUUAGCAAUAUAUAUGAGAAAUGAAAAUGUAGUGCAGGUUUUACGAUCAGACAAGUAUAAAACAAAAUUUCCAAUAUACUCUAGCAUGAUAAAAAAUCAGUUCAGAAAAGGUAUGCAAAAGAAAGAGUUGCUCGAACAAGGCACUAAAAUUUUUUAUUUGUUCUAUAACUUUCCUGAGCUACCACUUGGGUGUAUUGAACGAAUAUUUAGUUACUUAAGUGAUAAUGACAUAAGAAUUUUAAUAGAUACUUGGAAGUCUGUUAGUGUCAGUAAUUUUAAUACUGAUAUUAAUGAUGAUAGAAAUUACUUCAAAUACAUCUAAAGUGCUAUGUGUGUAAGUUAAGGAAGAACGAACUACUUUAAACAUGAAAUAACAGGUAUAAAAACUUAGAUUAUUGCUGUAUUUUAAAUACAGAUUACUAUCUUAUUUUGUGAAUUUAUUUUGUUUUUAAGAUUUUAUCUUAUCCUACUUUUUUGAAAGUUCUUUUUUACGUUUACAUUCUCUUGGACGUGUUCUUGUAUGGUGGAUCCAAGGAAAAGUAGACUGUUUUAUAUCUCCUUUUUUUUCAAACUUUGUGUCAGAUUUUAUAACAUUUGUAUAACGCAAAAUUUAUAUACAUUAAUUCGAUGAUACUCUUUUAUUGAACAGAGUGUAAUACGUGUAAUUUCUUUUAUUAAUUUGAAAAAUAAAAUUAGAUUGGAAAGCUUUGAA